CAUAACGUUCAUAAAAGCUUCAUAUUUCGUCCCGCCAGUUCUGUCAAACCUGCCUGAGAAAUCGGUUAUGUCAUAACUUAUUCAUACCUAUCAAAAGUAACUUGAAAGAUCAGCCUGAAAUUUAGCAGUCCUAUCCUACUCUUCCUUAUUCCAUACGUUUACCAAAAUACCAGCGAAUUGAUUCCCUCGGUUGCCGGUAACGAAUCCACCACGCAGAAUGAUCACGCUUCGAGAACAACGUCAAGUCGGGAUCUUAUUCACGGGGUUCGCUCUCGGAAUCACCUCCUCAGCCCUCAUAAACUGGUCACGAAAACACCCAAAAAACAGGAACGUCAUACUUCAGCUCUAUUCCAUCCUCCUCUCCGCCGUCGCCAACAUUCUCAUGUUUAUCAUUGCCCACGAGAUCCUUAACGAUCGGUACGGUAAACCAGCAACAAUUGCAUCCUUCCUGGCCAACAAUUGUAGCGACUUUCAGCAGUACUUUUUGACUUACUUUUCCGUGAUCCGAUUCGAAUCACUCAUUUACCCACGCAACCGGCGGGCAACGUGGGGGAUUAGAUCGUGGGCAUUCCUCAUAGUUGCGCUUUACUUUAUCGACCACCUGAUGACGUACAUUGCAAUGGCGAAAUGCAACAUGGAAAACGUUGCGACUUUUAUCCAAAGUUACUACUUCAACAGUAUCGGUAAAUCCUCCGCGAUGGCCGGAUUGUUCCUCUACCUCGUCAUGGUCCUCGUGGUGGACAUCUGGCUCAUCGUCAAGAUUCGAGACUCGCAAAAAACGUUGACAAAGGGUGUCAACCUCCAAGCAAGCCAUACUCAAAUCGCUAUUAUAAUCAUGUGUGUUGUGGUGAAGCUCGCCGAAUCCGCUUUCAAGCUGGUGAGCGUACUCACCACCUAUGGCGCGCUGGACUCGUACAUCCGGGGCAUCACCUGCGCGAUCGAGAUUUGGUCCAUUACCGAGCUUGGCGUUACGGUGGAGGAGAUUAUGAAAGUUAAGCGUCCCGGACAGUCGAGCGAUCCUCCUAGUCAAGAAACGCGGGAAGGAGCUUUAGCGGAUGACCCGACCAAUAUCCGCAGGAACACACACAAGUCCCCGGCUUGAGGUCCCCGAUGCUCAAGUAGAUAUUAUUGAGCUGGAAGAAUUAGAAUUCCCUUUUGGAGAUGAGAUGCGCUUACAAUUAUGUUUGCAGCGCAUCAUGCAUUAAUCAGAUUGAUGUUCAGUGUUAAUUUUGUCAAGUACUUGCAUUGUCGAGUGGUGAUAGAAAAGCAGGCAGG
Spizellomyces punctatus DAOM BR117 is the source of this 1275-nucleotide messenger RNA. RefSeq lists its product as uncharacterized. The transcript is spliced from 3 exons. The record is from RefSeq and is a predicted model, not a curated record. Bases 218 to 1102 code for a protein of 294 amino acids. NCBI's taxonomy places the organism in Eukaryota, Fungi, Chytridiomycota, Chytridiomycetes, Spizellomycetales, Spizellomycetaceae.